Amoebophrya sp. A120 is the source of this 589-nucleotide messenger RNA. The record is from the annotation of a GenBank genome assembly. NCBI's taxonomy places the organism in Eukaryota, Dinophyceae, Syndiniales, Amoebophryaceae.
UCAUCUUCCAAGCGUAACAAGGACGGUGUCCUGCGUGUUGAUAAAAAAAAGCCCAAAACGUGGAACCGCUGGAAUCGCUGGAAAGACACAGAGUCCUUUCUUUGGGAAAACGAAGACGACGCCAAGGACGACUACGAUGAAUUUUUUCGAUACCUUGGGGUCAACAAGGUUUACAAGACAAGCGGUAGAACGCGCAAGUACGUCCGGCUGAUGAUGAAAAAGUUGCGCAGAUAUUCCUACUAUGGAUUGCAAAAGUAUCGCACUCGUAUAAAUGCAUAAUUACAAAUUUCCUCAGCAUGAGAAAUAGAAUUUGUAAUGCGGAUUUCACUUGACAAAAAGAUUUGCAUGAUUGCAAUACGAGUGCGAUGCUUUUGCACAGGAUACCUACGGGAACUAUAUGGACGUGGUCGACAUCGCUGCCACCUCCAAUUGCGAUUACGCGGAGGAGUGCAACCCGGUGAGCAGCAUGCAGCGGAUGCAGUCUUUGUACAGCUGGAACAAGACCGAUUCCAGUUGGAACUGGGUUUCGCCGCCGUCCGACGAAGUCACUGCCGGAAAUGACCUUCUUGGCACUCUCGCUCUUCCCACC